CUCUUUGAUGUUUCAUUUUAUUUCAUAUAAAUAAAAUCGAAACACGAUCGUUUUGAACACAAAUCGAAACACGAUCGUUUUGAUCUAACGUAAAUAAUAAUAGAAUGGAAGGAUAAUUAGUAAAUUAUCGGGAUUAAUUGCGAUUCGUGCUAUUUGCGCAAUGGCGUGGCAAUAGAACGCGUGCAAUUGUCGUCGCGUGCCGAAUUAUUGGAUGUUGACGUCAUCGGGCCACUAGUCAGAGAGAGGGAGAGUAAGAGAGAAAGGGAGAGAGAGAGAGAGAAAUAGAGAGAAUCGGCGUCGCUUUGGUAAUAAUUGCCGACGCCAAUUAUGCAAUUAACGAGUGCGUUGUAAUGAACACGGAAUCAGACGCGUUCGCUUUCUUAGCCGAUGCUUUUCGCAAAACAUUUCGCACUUUCGUUUUAACAAUUCCGUCCUUCUACGUCGUUUCUAAUCUUUCCACGAUUGAUUUAUCAAAAGAUUUUUGGCAAUAACAUACUGUUCGCUUGUCGAAAAGCGAACAGUAUGUCAUUUUUUUUUCUUUUUGCACAGCAUAAACGGAAAAUAUAAUUUUUCUUGAAAUAAAAAAAAAAAAAGAAAAGAAGAAACAAACAAAAAAGUAAGCAACAAAAAUAAACAAAUAAAACGGAUAGAAGAACAUUUAGUUGAAUCGAAUAUUUAUAUUGCCUUUAUUCGAAUAUAACUUUUACAAUCAUCCUUCUAAUCGUCCCGAAACGAUACUAAAAUAAAAAUAUUCUUUAAAUUGUUCGGUCAAUUUUAAGAAUUGCCUAAAGAAAAAUGUUUAAAUACUUUUUUUCUUUUCUUUUCUUUUUUUUUUCUUAGAUAAGAAACGCGAAAUAAUGUUCGUUCGAACGAACGCGUGUAACAAAUCGGACGCGACUGCGUCGACGUGUAAAUAGCGGACGAAAGGCAAAGUAACCGCAAUCCCUUCAGCCCUUAUGGGUCUCGUAGAAGAGUAGUCGGAAGCAAUCGGAUGAUCGCACAAUAAAACACUGGCAUAAUGUUUCGUCCGGGUGGUUGAACACCGCAAAUACAUCUUUCGACCGCAUGCUGGUCUAUUUUGGGAAAGGGGAUGGGACAUUGCGCGUUCCCCUAGACUUUUGAAACUGAGAAAAAAAGAGAGAGAGGGUGAGAGAGAAGGAGGAAGGGAUGACGAGACGAUGUUGGUGGUAGCCCUGACAGAAUUCGCUCUCUUGCUCGAGGGACACCCGUAGGCGCCCUUCGUGGAUUAGCCUCGCUACAUUUCGUCCCUUCUGUCAGUGCGUAUGUUCCAUCGUUAUGCAUCUAACAUAAGUUCGGUUAUAGUGCAAAGCCAAAGAACGAAAGUGGCUGGCCUUUGACGUUUGAUAAUAUCUAAUCAUUCUUUUUUUCUUUUUAUUUUAUUUUCUUUACUUUCUUUCUUUCACUUUUUUUAAUUUUUAUAUUCGAAAUGAAUCGCCGAACGUAUUUGAACUUUUUCUCUCCCACCCAUUAUCUCUCCUUCCCCCCUUAGGAAAAGAAGUAUAUUUGUUUCCUGUUGAAAAGAAAAGAAGAAAAAUAAGAACGAAAAAAAGAAAUGAAAUUGACAUUUGAAGGACAAAGAAAUGGAAGGUCCAACAACGAUUGGAUCUGUUCACGCGCAUCAGACGAAUAAUCAUCAGCAUCAACAUCUUCAACAACAACAGCAACAGCAACAACAGCAACAGCAACAACAGCAGCAACAAACGCAGCAGUCUUUGCAACAACAACAAACGUCGAGCCAAUCGCAAGUGCCUGGUGGGGGAGGGGGUGGAGGGCCGGGGGGUGGGACGGUGGCCAGGGCCGGAGGAAUGUUCUGCUACCACUGCCCCCCUGGUCUUCCGGCACCAAGGCUUCCACCGUCUUUGGAGUAUCCCUUCGCGCCGACUCACCCUUAUACAAGUUAUUCGGCUUACCAUCCGGCCUUACACGGCGUCGGCGAGGAUUCCUUCGUAAGAAGGAAACAACGAAGAAAUCGUACGACCUUCACGCUCCAACAAUUGGAGGAACUCGAAUCAGCGUUCGCACAGACACAUUAUCCUGACGUCUUUACAAGGGAGGAUCUAGCUAUGAAGAUCAACCUUACGGAGGCCAGAGUUCAGGUUUGGUUUCAAAAUCGUCGUGCAAAAUGGCGGAAAAGCGAGCGGCUGAAAGAGGAACAGCGAAAACGAGAAGGUGGAAGUGGUGCUGGUGGAGGAACGGGUGGUGGUGGCGGGGGAGGAGGAGGAGGAGGAGGAGGAGGGGGUACUGGAAGCGGCGUAGGCUUGGAAACUUCAGGAUUGGCACCACCAACUUCCUCGUCCGCUGGUCCUAGUCCAACUGGUCACGAUCCUGAAGGUACUACGAGUAGCAGUGCUGCCGAUGCCGAGGACGUUGGUCCAGAGGGUGCAGGUGGUUCGAGAAGCCCAAGUACGACAUCCGCCUCUGUCAGUCCAAGGCCCCAGCCGAGUCAGCCGUCCCUGGGUGGUGUCUCGACACCACCACCGACCCCGAUAAGGGCGCCGCCACCACCGCCGAGCACCGUAGGGGGCUUGGGACCACCCGCUGAGAGCACUCCCGGAUUAGGAGCAGGCUUUAGGCCAGUGGAACCACCGACGUCGCUCUUCUUUUCGCCGCAUUUGGCUGCACAAUUUUCACCGCCGUUAUUUGGUAGUAAAGUCGUCAGCAGCACGCCGACAUCGUUGUCCUCGACAACACCAUCACUUUGGAGUACGAGUGAUCAUCGACCUGGUAGCCUUCAAGAAAUGUUGUCUUGGUCACCGGCAGGCUGGCCAGGUUCCUUGUGUGGUUGCUGUAAACCCGGUACCGGUGAUCUUCAUCGUAGCAGCAGCCUAGCAGAAUUGAGAAGAAAAGCUCAGGAACACUCGACGGCCUCUGCGUUAUUAGGCGGUCUAGCAGGUUUUCCUGGUGGUUUGCCGUUACCCUUACAUCUACCAUUACUGCCACCACUGUUAGGUCUCUCUAGAAGACCGGAGAAUCAUCAUCAUCAUUUACCAAGCGUCGCCCAUCAGAUUCAACCCACGACGAAAGAGGAUCCCUAGGAUCAAUCCGAUUGUAGAUCUUCGUUCAAAUCUAAUAUAUCUUAUCUAAGUUUCCUCGAUAGCUCGGACCAGAUUAGCGGUUCUCGGAUGAAUGUUGAUUUUUUCUUUUUCUUUUUGUUUUUUCUUUUCUAUUUUCUUUUCUUUUUUUUUUUCUUUUUCAUUCGAAAUCUUAUUAGACUUUCGUAAAAGUACGAAUGAAUUAAAUAAGUUUAACGUUGGUAAACAUUUCUGAUUAUUCGAGAUACUUUUUAAAAUCACGCUCGAGAUUUAUUAUAUUAUAUAAAAUAGCGUCAAUUUGCAUUUAUCCUCAUUCCUUGUGAACCAGCCCCCCUCCCCCCAUCCAUCCACCACCCUCACCUUAUCUCCUAUUAGCGUAUUAUUUUCGUUCCUUUUUAUCGUUAAUUACAAACGUAGAUGAUGCAUUGUUAAAAAUUAUUAUAGAUUAGCUGCGAAAUGAACGACCAGAAACCCCCCAACGAUUUUGUGAUUUCGCGUCGUUCUGUAAUUACGUACUGUUGUAAACAUAGAUUUUUCUUUUCUUUUUCUUUUCUGUUUUUUUUUUGUUUUCUUCAAUAAGUAGAACUACUUGUUUUGCGUUGUUCUCACGGGAGGGAAAUUAUAAUAUACGAUUUUCAAUUCGAGCACGACAAUUCAAUAUUUUCGCGAUUAUACGCCAUUGUACUUUAAAUAAUUUCUGACGAUAGCGGAUUAACGGUAAGACGCGUAAGAUUAUGCCAGUUAAAGAUUGAACAUUCUUCUUCACAAAUUGUCCGUUUAAAUGAUCGGAUCAGAGUACUCGAGUCCUCUCAAAAAAAAUUUGUAUCCUUUUUCAUUCCUCUUUUCUUAUUUGUUAUAUAUAUAUAUUCAGGAACAUGAUCAUGAUUCCUAUUUACUCGUGUCACCGUCCGCAACAAAUAACAAUGAUACGUAUAUGAAGAUAAAUUAAAAGAAAAUAUUGUACGAUGAAACGAUGAAAUAUUGUUUCGAGUUGUUUAUUUUUUUUUUUUUUUUAAGACAUCGCAAAACCCAUUAAUGAUUGUAACGUUAAUAGGUAUGAGAAAGUAAUUCAUCGAUGCGACAUUACUAUACCUAAUUGUUAUACCUAAUUGUCACUUUAGCGCAAUCUAAUUUUUACGUAGUAACGUAAUAAAUAAAUAAAUAAUAAUAAUAAUUAUAAUAAUAAUAAUAAUAAUACUAAUAAUAAUAAUAAUAAUAAUAAUAAAAUACCUAACUUAAUCGUUUCAACAUAGUAUUUCGAAAUGAUCAUUUUUGUAUAGAAAAUUUUAUGAGUAUAAGAAAGAGAAUAAACGAAUGGGAACGAUGUAAAAUGUGAUUCAAUAAGCGUGAGAUAUGAGAAAAUUUUCGCAUCACAAUCGUUAUCAUUAUGUUUUUUCUUUAACAAUAAGUCUCAAUUAUAAUCGUCAAAUCGUUAAGGAUCGACACGCCCAUAAUGUACUUUAUUAAUUUCGUAUCAUUAUGAAGUAUCACGAUAAUACUCGAGUACUCGAAAGAUUCGAAGAAUUUCCUCUGGUCGAGAGAAAAAAAAAGAAAAGAAAAAUAAUAAAAACCUAAAUAAAUAAAUAAAUAAAUGAAGAAGGAAAGAAAGAAAAAGAAAAAUAAAAAUAAAGAAUCAAAACCAAACGGAUCGAAGUUGUAAUUGAUUUGAUUCGAUUCGUACGAUUACUCGUAUCAUGCCUUAAGUGAGAGAAAGAGAGAGAGAGAGAGAGAGAGAGAGAGAGAGGAGAGAGAGAGAAAGAAAGAGA
Vespa velutina is the source of this 4819-nucleotide messenger RNA. RefSeq names its product cone-rod homeobox protein (gene Drgx). Gene Ontology annotation, molecular function: RNA polymerase II transcription regulatory region sequence-specific DNA binding; DNA-binding transcription factor activity, RNA polymerase II-specific. Gene Ontology annotation, biological process: regulation of transcription by RNA polymerase II. NCBI's taxonomy places the organism in Eukaryota, Metazoa, Arthropoda, Insecta, Hymenoptera, Vespidae. The transcript is spliced from 6 exons. The record is from RefSeq and is a predicted model, not a curated record. The coding region runs from base 1602 to 3056 and encodes 484 amino acids.